UUUGCAGCUGCACCCAAGAACUUUGUGAAACAAGUGGGAGAUGGAGGGAGGCUGGUCCCUGUCCCCAGCCUCAGUGAAGCUGACAAAUACCAACCACUGAGCUUGGUCAUCAAGAAGAAACGCUGUUUCCUUUCCAGAAAGUUCAAGUAUAUCUCAACCCCAUUUACGCUAAAGGAUAUUCUUGAUGGAGACAAGGAAAUUUCAGCAGGCGUAAGUUCUUACCAGCUGCUGAACUAUGAAGAUAAAUCAGAUGUGUCUUUGGACAAAAGACAUGGAAAUCAGAUCAUGAAUGAUGUCGGAAUAAAUAUCUAUGGAUCUGAUUCUCUUGCGGUGAAAGCUUCUUUUGGUGUUGUAACCAAGCAUGAAGUUGAAGUCCCAACAUUACUUAAAGAACUUGUUUCCAGAACUAUUGACUUAGAUCAUUGCUUAGUUCGUCAAGCAAGAGAAAAUGGAAAGGAGGUUUUAUGCGUUGUCAUGGAAAGCAUCCGCACGACACGUCAAUGUUCUCUGACUGUCCAUGCUGGCAUGCGGGGAGAAGCUAUGAGAUUUCAUUUAAUUGAUGACAAAAACCAUAAAGGACGUGACAAAGCUAUUGUAUUUCCAGCCCAUACAACCAUAGCAUUUAGUAUUUUUGAUCUGUACAUUCAUCUGGAUGGCCAUUUUGAGCUAUGUGUAUCAUCUGCAUCAAGAGGUGGAUUUGAGAAGGUACGCACAAGAUCAUUCUCAUUGAAUGCCCUGAGGAACCGUUUAUAUCGAACAGGAAAAAGGACAAUGGACAUCAUGGUUAACUCAGAUUCAUACUACGAUGAUAUAUUUUCUGACUACUAUGACAAGGCUGCCAGCAUGACUGACAUCUCUACCACUUACAUGAGAGAAGGUGCUCACACCCGUGUGAACCUGCUAAACAAUAACAUCCCCAAGGGACCCUGUGCUUUGUGUGGAAUGGGGAACUCCAAAAGAGAGACCGUUUAUGGCUGCUUUGAGUGUUCUUUUAAUGGGCAAAAAUAUGUCAGACUCCAUGCAGUUCCUUGCUUUGAUCUCUGGCAUAAAAGGCUCAAGUGA
Messenger RNA from Staurois parvus, 1062 nucleotides. The record is from the annotation of a GenBank genome assembly. NCBI's taxonomy places the organism in Eukaryota, Metazoa, Chordata, Amphibia, Anura, Ranidae.